UAACUCAUUCUUCAUAUUGUAAGUAGUAACUCGCUCGUGAAGAACGAAUCCGCAAGCCAAAACCUCGUUCGGUCGGAGAAUCGGAAACGAGCGGCGGAGCUGCUCCGGUCGUCGUUGCUCGCGGCGGAAACGGGAGAUUGCGGCCGGUUCCGAGCGAGAUCGCGAGAGCCGGAGAGCCGGUGGAGACCGUUUCGUCGGAGCGAGUCCAACUCUUGUAGCGCUCAAAUCCCCCGCCGUCGCCGUCGCCGUCGCCGUCGUCCAUUGCGUGCUCAAUUUCGCGCCUUCUUCUGGCGUCUUCUCUAGCCUGUUUCAGUGAUUGGCGGACAAGCGAAGCUUUUUGAUGGAGUGUGUGGUCCAAGGAAUUAUAGAGACACAGCAUGUUGAGGCCCUUGAGAUCCUUCUGCAAGGUCUCUGUGGUGUUCAAAAAGAACGCUUGAGGAUCCAUGAGCUAUGCCUGAAAAGCAGUCCAAAUCUAGGUGCAGUAUCCUCAGAAGUUCAAAUAUUGUGUGAUCUUGCGCAACCAGAACCUAGUUGGACUGUUCGGCAUGUUGGGGGCUCAAUGAGAGGCACUGGUGCUGAACAAAUUUCAGUUCUUGUGAGACCCAUGGUAGAAAGCAAAGCGAGCAAGAAUGUACUUCGUUUCUUUUAUGCUCUUGGCUACAAAUUGGACCAUGAGCUGCUGAGAGUGGGAUUUGCCUUUCACUUCCAGAGGGGCGUUCAGAUUACCGUUACUGUAUCUUCAGUAAAUAAGAUGUUAAAAUUACAUGCGACGGAUGAGGCUGUGCCAGUGACACCUGGUAUGCAGCUGGUUGAAGUAACUGCUCCUGCAACAUCAGAGAACUAUACUGAAGUAGUUGCAGCUGUGACUUCAUUUUGUGAACAUCUUGCUCCGCUCUUGCACCUGUCAAAGCCAGGCAUCUCAACUGGGGUUGUGCCAACAGCGGCGGCUGCUGCUGCGUCUCUUAUGUCUGAUGGUGGAGGUACAACUUUAUAACAGGAUCAUAAACUGUACAAGGUUGUCUAAUACUACAUGUUGCACCCAGAGCUUCUUUGUCAUUGCAGUGUAGGUCCUUCCCAUGCUAUGGCGCUAGUUAUUCUUCUCACCUAACUGCAUAGUGAUGAAUCAACCAAGAAGUGAAAUGGCACUUUAUUCUCAUUUCUUGUGGUCCUGAUAUUGUAACCAACAUUCUUAGAGUAAGAUUUUCAUUAGGUUGUUCCAGCUUAGCUUGAUUCUCAAUGGUUUAAGCUGGCCAUGGCGGUCGUCAUGCCCCGUUCUCCUGUAAGUUGUUGAUUACAAGUUUUCAGUGAUGUUACAGACCCCUUGAGACAAUCAAUGAUGAUAGUUAACUUCAUUUAUUGAGGUGGAUUGGA
Eucalyptus grandis is the source of this 1371-nucleotide messenger RNA. RefSeq names its product mediator of RNA polymerase II transcription subunit 18. Gene Ontology annotation, molecular function: transcription coregulator activity. The record is from RefSeq and is a predicted model, not a curated record. The transcript has 6 exons. NCBI's taxonomy places the organism in Eukaryota, Viridiplantae, Streptophyta, Magnoliopsida, Myrtales, Myrtaceae. Gene Ontology annotation, cellular component: core mediator complex; mediator complex. Gene Ontology annotation, biological process: regulation of transcription by RNA polymerase II; termination of RNA polymerase II transcription. Bases 341 to 994 code for a protein of 217 amino acids.